Messenger RNA from Blepharisma stoltei, 714 nucleotides. Lineage: Eukaryota; Ciliophora; Heterotrichea; Heterotrichida; Blepharismidae. The record is from the annotation of a GenBank genome assembly.
AUGGGCUGUAAUAUAAGCUAUUGCCGAAAAUCCGAUAACUCUUGUAAGUCAAAAAUCGGCUCAGGAUUUAUCCAGUUUUAUCGAACCGGUAUCCUUAAAAUUGACACCUUCUACACAACUUGCGAAUCUUUGACAUCUCAAGCAUUUGCAAAUAUGCGCUCCUUUAAACACAACAAAAAACAGUUUUACCAGCAGCUGAACUUCGGCUCUCAGUGCGAAGAAAUCUACCCUGGAAUUCCAUUCAAAAUGCUAAUUGCCACUUUAAAGGCUGAUGGUGAAGAAAUCAAUUUUAUUUCAGAAUACCCGUAUUUAGAGUAUAAUGGAGAUAGCCCUCUCUUUAUGUCUUAUAGAAGUUACACAGAAAGUUUGCUAUUGUGCAAAGAAGUAUUAGAAAAUGUAAGACCUAAAUUAAUCGAAAAUUUGGGUAUUGCAAUAAAUAUUACUUUUUCAAUUGUUCAGAUUGCUGAAAAAGAAGAAUUAAAUUUAGAAAAAAAAUUAUUGGCUUCAAUGACCUCGCAGCAAAAUUUGCAAAGAUUGAGAGAGGCUGAAAUGAAAAUAAAAAGAUACUUUUAUAGAACUCAAUCUGAAUUAAGAGCAUUAGAGGACAGCAAAGAGGAAUGUGAAGUAAAGAUGCCUCAGCUGGAAGAAAUCGCAGAUUUUAAUAUGGAUCUUACACUUCAAUCUCGUAUCAAUAUUGCUGGAGAUAAUAUAUAA